AUGGCAACAUCAGUAGAAGAACAAAAUCUUGCGGAAACCAUCAAUAAUCAAAUUGACGAAGACAAAGAGAAGCAUGCCAGCUCUACCAAACGCAAUCGUUCCAGAAACAAGACGUCUAGGGGUUCUAAGGGCUCCAAGGUUAGUCCCGAGCAUAUUGCAGAGGUCCGUGCUAAAAGAGAGGCGGCCAAGAAUGCUAGACGAGAAGAGAUGAUCGCCAAGGGCCUGGAUCCUGAUUGCCCUCCAGAUUUGCAGUUUAUCCGGCGACCCGUGCUUGCCCUAACGCCCAAAGAUACGCCUCAGAAAGAUUUUUCGUUUAGAUUGAUGACUUACAACUGCCUCGCACAGGCACUCAUACGCCGGAAAUUGUUUCCUACCAGUGGCAACGCCUUGAAGUGGUUUAAGCGCUCCCAAGUGUUGCUUCACGAAUUCAAAUACUACAAAGCAGACGUACACUGUUUGCAGGAGGUUGACUACAUACAGUACCAGUCGUUCUGGAAAGAAGAGUUUGCCAAGUUGGGGUGUGAUUCUCAGUUUCACAGACAUGGAACUAAAAACCACGGCAUCGCCAUCAUUUGGAAACGAGACCUAUUUACAAUGUCUGACAAAAUGCUUAUAGAUUAUGACAAGGAGUCAUCUGGGGAUAUUGAACCCCGCACCACUACUAAAAACGUCGGAUUGGUGGUUGCCCUCAGUUUUACGAAAAAGGUGCUCGAUAAAUUCCCUCAAACCCAGAAACGAGGAAUCUUAGUGGGUACGACGCAUUUAUUUUGGCAUCCCUUCGGUACCUAUGAAAGAACAAGACAAUGCUACGUUCUAUUGAAAAAGAUGAAAGAAUUUCAACGUCGAGUUCAGGUGCUACAAGGAAACAAUGGCGAUGUCCGGAACGAAUGGUCCUCUUUUGUAUGUGGUGACUUCAACGCUCAGCCAUUUGAUACACCUUAUUUGUCUAUGGUUUCCAAGCCUAUUAGUUAUACGGGCAGAGCGAAAACAGUGAUCGAGUGUAGUACGUCUUACACAUUUUCCAAGGCUCGAGACGGGGAGGAGUGUGAUAAUGAAGAUGGAGGGAACAUAGAGAAGUACGGGGAUGAUCAGCCGGAAACUCCAGUCCCUGAGACUUUUGAAGCGACGGCAGCGCAGGCAGAAUUGGUCAAUAGGAUGGCGGCGUUGCAUAAUAGCUUGAACAUGAGAGCGAUCUCCCUGUAUUCAGUCGGUUACAAGCACGUUCAUAUCGAAAAUUCAGGCUUAAACAAUGAUUUCAAUGAGCCUGAAAUUUCAAACUGGGCCGAUACUUGGAGUGGGCUCCUUGACUACAUUUUUUUGGUCAAAGAAUGGGACUUUUCUGAAAGGCAAACUCCAGAUGGAAUAGAUAAAUUUCAAGAAGAAAAUGGUAUCAACAUCAAAAGCCUGCUGAGGAUGCCUCCUGCAAAGGAGCUACCAGACCAUGGUCAACCACAUGAGGGAGAAUAUGGUAGUGACCACUUGUCCAUGAUCAGUGAUAUAGGGCUGGUGAUGUAG
Lachancea dasiensis is the source of this 1515-nucleotide messenger RNA. NCBI's taxonomy places the organism in Eukaryota, Fungi, Ascomycota, Saccharomycetes, Saccharomycetales, Saccharomycetaceae. The record is from the annotation of a GenBank genome assembly.